ACCUGCUGCCCCCUGCCCUGCUGCCCUCCCCCGCCGGCCCCAGCACCCCUCUGCUCUGGGGGAGCCCGGGUUAACGAGGGACUGAUGAUGGGUUUGUGCCACGGCAGCAAAGCACGUGAAAACAACGCCACAGCAGCAGCGUGCAAGCAAAGGAUUAGUAGUUAUUUAAGGAAAAAAAAUGCUAACUGCAUACUCCUAAUUUUCAUUUGAACUUGUGCUCAUGCUCUUUGUUUGUAGGUCUUUUAGAUCUGCUUCUUGAGAGUUUCAUUUCAAUAGAUAAUUUUAAUUGAUAACCACGGAUUUGCCACAAUACCUAUGAUGUCCUUACUACUCUGAGAAUUGUUAGAAGAAAAUGUCUGCAUUUCUGCUGGGGCAUUGCAUCUUGUUUAUUUUAGUAUUUGGUUGGAACAAUAGGUCAAGUUCAACUUUCUUGUAGCUGCUACAAAUCAACACAGGGAUUGUUUACCCAAACAGUACAUUUGGAAAGCAAACAUAAAUUUCUGAAAUCCUGCAAACCUAAAAAAUAAAUAAAUAUGACCGACUGGAUUGAGCACACCACAGAGCUGGGAGCUCUUGAAUUUGGAUGACAGCUCUAUAUGAGCUUCCUCUGUCAUUUUCAGUAAGUCUCUAAACUCUCUCAGCUCCAAAAUGAGACAAUAGUUCAAAGUUAUUAGAGAAUGGAGUCAAUGUUCUCUUGGUGACAGCAAGUGGGAAAUAGACACUCAUUAGAAACAUAAAAUGUCCUCAGGGGAAAAAAAAACACAAAACAACAAAGAAAGAUAAUUGCAUAAAAACAAAUCUCUAGUUCUUAGUCAUGCUUACCUUGUAUCACAGCUAUCUUUUUAUAUGAUUAUCAAAAUAUUUAAUAUGAAGUCUUAUUUAGUCACUGCAUUUUAUUCUCAAUUAAUUCCAUUAGAUGGAACUAAUGGAACUUAGAUGUUGAAUUUCCUUCUUCUUCCAUUCGUUUUUUUUUAUUAGGACUAAGUUUUGGUCAGUUCUAAACCAGAUCUCACUGCUAUUUUGUGUGUCUGUUUCCUAGGAAUUCAUUAAUUCUAACGGGUUUUGUGAUGAGUAGUCCAUUUUAUCUCCUCAAAGAGAAAAUCAGGCUUGGAAAAUAAAUUGUAUGUACUCUCUGUGUCAGCACAGGCAAGUUGACACAUUUGGGAAAAUGUUUACAAAGGUUUCUUGUUCUACUUGUGUAGUGAAAACUCCCAUUUGAGCUGUAGAACAAAACUCUUGGCCAGGAUUUCUGACCCAAGUCUCACAGAAUUAUAAAACCAUAGAAAGUGGGAAGGGCCCUUUAGAGCUCAUCUAGUCCAACCCCCUGCCAUGGGCAGGGACAUCUUCAACUUGGUCAGGUUGCUCAGAGUCAAGUUCAACCUGACCUUGAACAUUUCCUGGGAUGGGGCUUCUACCACCUCUCUGGGCAGCCCAUGCCAGUCCCUCACCACUCUCACUGUAAAAAACUUUUCCUUAACUAAUUUAAAUGGACCCUCUUUUAUUUCAAAACCAUUACCCCUUGACCUGUCACAACAGGCCCCACAAAAAAGACUGUCCCAUCCUUCCUACAGUAUCAAGGAGUCUUUUUACCAUCUUGUUACCACCCUCUAAUGGGGCUAUGGAGUCCCCUGAACAGCCCCUGAGGAAGAUUCCUUCUCUUGUCUUACUCCUGAACGUAAGAGUGUGGAGUGAAGGGCAGGUCAGAGAGUUUCUGUGGCAGUGCUAACAUGGCCCCAUCCCAAGGAACAGAGGCUGUGAGCACUGCUACAAAAGCAAAAUGCUCUUUCUGUCUGAGACCAGGCCAGGAGCUGUCAGCUGAUCAGUGAAUUGAAAAUUGUUUUGGGCUGCUGCAGGGACAGAGUUUUAAAGCCACAAGGAACUCCUGAUACUUCUCAUCAGCCACUUGUUUGGAGAGUGUUGCAUAGCUGCUAAGUGCUCCAGACACUUUCUUUUGCCUGUCAAGUUAACCUGAUGAAACUCUUCCUGCUGGUUAACCUGUGAAACUCUUCCCUUAGGACAUUGUGGAUGCUGAAUGUUCGUGUGAGGUUGCAGAACCAGUUGGUUAAAUUCAAGGGAAAAAAAAUCCUAGAAAGGGCUGUUAGAUACAGUGGCAUUUCUUCUGGCUCAGCAUAUUCCUGAGACCUGGCAGGGUCUUUGGGAAUGCAUCCCUCCAGACUUGUCCUGUUCUCAUGCUUUUCCAAGGCACCCAUUGCUGCCAUGAAGGUCUCAUCUAUAACAGUGCCCAGGAAUGCCCUGGCACGGGGACUUGGCUGUACCAGUAACCUGCUAGGAUGGAGCCUGGCACACUUGUGUCCAUGAUAGGAGGCCAAUUGUCUGUCUGGAAGACAGAGCUGACUGUUCCAGAGUGGAGCUAUCCCAUGCCCUUGAGGCUUGGGAAUGCUCCCAGACUUUCAAUAUUCCUCCAGAGAUGUAGAUCAUGGGAGACUGGACACUGGGUCAGGCCCUCACUUUGGUGUGAUCUGGCACAGACAUUCCUGGAUCCUUUCCUUCUUGAUGCUCCAGUGGCUACAUCUGCUAAGGAGCUGAUCCCUGUGGGCACUGCCCCUUUCAGAGGGCACAGCACGAGCACACACUGUCCCUGUGGCUGGCACUUACGUCCUUACUGCUGCCUGUGGGACUCUGGGUGGCCCCGAGGGGAAAGGAGUCUCCAGUGCAUGUUCCCAACAGGGAUGUAGGAUGGACAUGGCCAUAUUUAGUGUCCUCCUGCAGGGCAGAGCAGUGCUCGAUGCUUUUCUCUGUUCCCAGGUGUGUGAAUGGCACUGGCAGCACGCCCUUAGCGCGGCAUUCCCGCAUGGAGCACAGAGCCUCUCCCCACCCGGCAGGGGGACUGUGUCCCUGCUGCAGCAUCGUGAGCAGGACAGCGGCAGCAAUGCUCCCCACCGUGUGGGAGGUGCAGAAGUCACAGGAGAGGAGCGUGAGAGCCGGCCCUGCGUUGACUGCCACGCGUUCGAGUUCAUGCAGAGAGCGUUGCAGGACCUGCGGAGGACGGCGCGCAGCCUGGACACGCGGACAGAAACCCUCCUCCUGAGAGCAGAAAAGAGAGGCCUGUGUGAUUGCUUCCAUGCAAUACACUGAAAUGAGCACUGCGAUUUGGCCAAUGGACAUAUAUUCAUUUUUAAUAUGCUGUUCAGUAAAUUACAGGAAGAUACAGAGUGCAAGUUGUGUCCCACCAUAAGGAAAAGUAUUUCUAUCAAAACAGGUAUAGCUCAGAUUAUUUUUGCUUUGUUGUGGUUUGUCAUAAGUCUAUGUGAUAUUGCAUCAGCUGAAAUGCAAGGAGAAGAAACAGUGCCGAAAUCUUGCUUUUGGGUUUUAUGCAAUGAUAGCAUCCUGCUUUUUGGUUAUUUCAUGCCAAAAAUUGUCCUUGGACUCUCAGGCGAACCUCUUGGCUUAUGUGAAUUGGCAUAGAUCUGUGAAAGCCAGUGAAGUCAAUUUUUUUUUAUGUAUUUAUAGAAGAAUAGCAUGAAAAGGAAGCUACUUUGCCAUGAUGCAUAGAUAAACAUUUACAAACAAUCAGACUUGUCAUUAUAUAGAAAUUAAUAGUUAUCACUGACUGCUUGGCGGUCCAAGGAAGGGAUUUGUUCUCCAAUUGUAUCAAUAGUCCAGUGCACAGCAAACACAACAAUCUGUCUCACAAUUUUGAUUUCUUCAGAGCCACACAGUAGCUGUGAUCUUUUUGGACAGAUUUAUUAAGUAUCUAAUGUGAUCAGUAACAUUUGUAAUCACAUGAAUACUGCCUGGCAGUUGAACUGAUUGCAUCUGCCAAAAUCUUCUGGAGAAGUGUCUUUCAUUAAGCAAAUCACAUGCUGGAUUGAACCACUCAAAGUGGCCUCUACAGAGAGUUUUGGCAGAGAGCCUACACGAUGCCUGCCUGCUCAGGAGUCUCUUGCAAACUGUAUUUUGGGAAAUACUUAAAUUCUAUCAAAAUGGUCCUUAGCUCUUGCAUGGACUCUGCACUCCACCAGGGUGGGUUAUAGUGCUGAUGUUAUUCGUAUUCCUGCUGCAGUGGGAGACAAGGGACAACAAAACAAUUUAAGCAGUGUAGUAGUAGUAGAUAAUAAGAUUGUGCCUUGUUACUCUUUAAAAGAGAAUAGCAAAUCCUUUCUCAUUGUUUGCAUUUUUUUCCUUUAUUUUGGGAAGCAGAACAGAAACCGGCCCCAGUGGAAAGUUCCUAUUGAUAACAAUACAUUUUUCAUCAUUCCCAAAGUAGAGAUCUGUGUAUCAGCUCGAGCAUCUAUGUACAGGCUCAAAACUUUUAUACAAACCAGAAUAUGGGAGCAGGAUCACCAAAAUAAGUAGUUUUCAAAGUAAUUUUACUAAUUCUUUUCAGUAUGUCUGUUUUUUCCAUAGGUGGCUGGCGGUUUUGAUAUUUUGCUCUCAGCCUGCUCAGUAAGUUUGGAUGGAAGCUAUCUGUAUGUUUCCAAACUGCUUCUCUCCCAUUUUGUCUGCAACAUCAAACACAGGGAAAUAGGGAACUUUGACCCACUGCCAACUUACUAUUUCAUGUGCAAUCGUACUCAGUAACACAAAGGAGCAUGUUGCCAUGUAUUUCACCAAAGUUGUUUGAAAGGCAUGUGGUUCUCAGCAAGGAAAACCUCUCUUGAACCUGCAUUUCAAAUCAGAAAUCCCCUUUGUCCUUUGUAGUAUCCCAGCAAACCCCUUUAGAGGUCCUUGGGACCUGUUUUGUGUACAAGAGAAGCAGCAUGACACAGCACCAGCUCCCUUCUGGUAGCAUCACACUGCUGUGGCACCGGGCAAUAGAGCAGUAGGGGUUUUCCUCAUAGACCAAAUUUUAUUGUACAAAGAAAGCAGUAGGAUUAACACAGCUUCCUUGCAAAAUACCAGCCUUUGGCUUCUUUACUCUCACUUAUAUUUGGACCAAAGUAAUGCACAGCUUUUGAGCCAGCUUUUUGCAGGAGAUGGAGUCCCAGCACUGAACCUGUGAAUUUUCAGGUUUAGCUCAGCUCCCCUUUCAGGGGGCAGCACGUCUAUGGUUUGGUAUUGAUAUUGUGCAUGCUUAUUCUGCUGGUACCCUAAAGAGCCUUGCAAAGUCCUGUUCCAAAAACUGGGUUUUUUUGUUCAUGCUUUCAUUUAGAAAUAUGGUUGCUCACAGAUGAGUUUUGAUAUAUGCAGCUUGUAACAAUAUAAAGGUGGAAUUAAGUGGAUGUUGUCUGACUCCCAAAGGGAUCAGAGUGACACUGCAACUUUAUGGUUGUACCAGACUGAUUAUUCUGUACUUCUCUUUGUCUAUAAUACAACACAAUAAAAGGGCAAGAUGCAUUAUAGUAUUUGGUGUGCAUCGUUUCUGAUUUGACUAAUUGAUGGUGAUUAUGCAUUAAUUAAUGUCUGUUUGUUAAUUAGAUGGAAAAUACACAGAAAACAAUUAUAUUUUUAAUACAAAAAUAAGAAGACCUUGUCUUUGGGCUAAAUGUAUUAAUAUAUUCUUAUUUGCUGAAGUAUAAAAUCCAACUCACUCUUAUUUGAAAUAAAGGUACAGCAAUGAUUUUU
This is a messenger RNA of Lonchura striata (white-rumped munia), 5526 nucleotides long. NCBI's taxonomy places the organism in Eukaryota, Metazoa, Chordata, Aves, Passeriformes, Estrildidae. The record is from RefSeq and is a predicted model, not a curated record.